This is a messenger RNA of Drosophila eugracilis, 570 nucleotides long. RefSeq lists its product as uncharacterized. The transcript is spliced from 2 exons. NCBI's taxonomy places the organism in Eukaryota, Metazoa, Arthropoda, Insecta, Diptera, Drosophilidae. The record is from RefSeq and is a predicted model, not a curated record. The coding region runs from base 1 to 483 and encodes 160 amino acids.
AUGAAUGAUCUGUCUAGCUGGAGGAUAUUAAUAAAAAUCCAUUUUCUUUUGCAGUUUCUAUUGUGUACACUCCUUGUAUGCAUUGUUGUCUUGUUGCGAUUAAGUUGGGGCGGUGGAAGUUUGGAUACCCAGAACUCUACCACUUCAAGUCCUGAGAUAGUUUUCCACAAGGCCUCUUCUUCCUCAACUGAAUGGUUUAAAGAUGCCAUCAAGCACAGAUCAAAGGACAAUGAUUUGAAUACCAUCACUGAUCAAGAUCUCCUUAAAUCAAAAGCCAGAUUCAAAAAGCUUUUGGCUAUUCUGGGAAGACAACCAACAAAGGAUUACUAUUCCAAAGAUUCACCAACCGUAUUUGAAGCCACCGAUGAGCCAGCCAAUGUCGAAUAUACAACAAUCUAUUGUAACGAAAAUUCUGAAGAGGAUUGCAACCCAGACUCCAUUGGAACAAGACUAAGUGCUACUUUAUUGAAGAUUCUCGCUUAAGUUGACUGAUUUAUAAACAUUAAUCCGAACCAAACUAGAAAGAAAUGAAUUUAAUUCUAAUAAUUUAUUAAAGGCAUAGUAACACCA